Molecule: messenger RNA, 642 nt
Organism: Anopheles coustani
Lineage: Eukaryota; Metazoa; Arthropoda; Insecta; Diptera; Culicidae
Product: titin-like
Exons: 2
Coding region: 1-642 (213 amino acids)
Source: RefSeq, a predicted model, not a curated record
AUGAAAGUUAUAAUCAUUCUUUGCUCGCUGGCGGUGGCGGUAUUGGCCACGCACGACCUCAACAUCCCGGUGCCGGUUCCGGUGCCGGUCCUCAAGAAGGUCCCGUUCGGUAUCCCGAAGAUCCAGCACACCAAGGGCGAAAUUAUCAAGCACGUUCCGGAGCCGAUCAUCAAGCGGGUGCCGGUCGAGAAGCACGUUGAGGUGGAGAAGGAGGUCGAGGUGGUGAAGCAUGUCCCGGUCACGAGGGAGGUGGUCGUCGAGCGCCCGGUCGAGGUGAUCCGGGAGGUGCCGGUCGAGAAGGUGGUCAUCGAUAAGGUCGAGGUGCCGUACGAGGUGAUCAAGCACGUGGAGAAGAUCAAGCACGUCCCGGUCGAGAAGCACAUCGAGGUGAUCAAGGAGGUGGAGGAGGUGCGCGAGAUACCGUACAAGCGGUACGUCUUCAACAAGAAGCCCUACCCCGUCCCGUACAGCGUUCCGGAGGAAGUGCAGGUACCGUACACGAUGCCGGCGGUGCCGGAGCCUGUCGUCAUCCCGGAGCCCGUACCGGAACCCGCUGUGACGUCGCUGAAGGAUAAGUUCCAUCAUCUCGCCAACGACUACAUGCCCGAUCCGGUGGGUUUGUUUAAGAAACUUGUCAACUAG